ACCAAAUCUCUCUCUCUCUCUCUCUCUUUCUAAUGUUUCAGUUUUGGAGAGAGAUUGGGUCUCUCCAAAAACCAGGUUGACCCACAAAACCAUUGCUUCUCCCACACUCAUUGAUGACACCCCCCCUUCUCUCUCUCUGCCUAGUCAUUGAACACUAAUGAAAAUAUAUAAAGAUGGCUAGUCAUACAUGAUUUUGUUCGUUAUUGGGUUUUGCAGCUGACAAUAAUUUCAUUUCAUUUUCACAAUAAACUGGUCAGGCCUCCACAGACACUGUUAGGCAAAAAAUUAUUCAGUCAUCCACAAGCCCAAUUAGAGGAAAAUAAGAGAGUUGAUGGAUUAUUAUCAGCUUGCUGGGUCAUCUUCUUGCCAAGAUUCUCUCCAAAUUCUCGAGGCUGAUAUAGAGCAUGCAAAUAUGCUGGCAGCUUCAGUUCCGAUAGGCCAGGGUGGUGCAUGUCUUCACAUGGAAUUGGUCUACAAUCCCUUGGCAACUUUGUUUUGGUUUUUGCUCCAAUGGAUGGACUGCUCAUGUACAUGUUUACUUCCAAGUUAUUUGAACCUCUUCCACAUAGUUGUAAACAAGGUGUGCCGUGGUGGUAAGAUGAUGUUCACUUCACAUGGAAGGAAAGCAACUAUUACAGAAUUCUACAGUGUCAUAUUACCAUCUCUUCAGCGCCUCCAUGAUAACACAUCAGAGCUUGGUAUUGAUCAAGAUGAAGGUGAAGGUUUGGAGAUGGUUGUCCGGCAUAGACUAGAAGAAAAACGAAAGCAUUCAGAUGCUGAUUUGGAAAGAGAAGAUGAAUGUGGGAUCUGCUUAGAGCCAUGCACCAAAAUGGUUGUGCCAAAUUGCUGUCAUGCAAUAUGCAUCAAUUGCUACCAUGACUGGAGCACGAGGUCAGAGUCCUGCCCAUUUUGCCGUGGUAGUUUGAAGAGAGUGAAUUCAGGGGACUUGUGGGUUCUCACAUGCAGUGGGGAUGUGGUUGACCAAGAGACUGUGUCAAGGGAGGACAUGCUGCGUUUCUAUCUUUACAUAACCAGCCUGCCUAAAGAUAUUCCAGAUGCUCUUUUCUUAUUAUAUUAUGAGUACUUAAUCUAAACUGACUAAGACACGAAGAAAGAUGUAAAGAAAGGGGAGAAAACACCAACCAUCAUAUGUGGAUUGAGUCUGGUGAGGUUCUUCUGAAUUAAACAGGUUGCUUCCACUUAAUCUUUGUCCAGAAUAAUGUAUAUUCUAUGUGUAGAAGAACCGACAAUUAAUCUAAAUCAUUUUC
Ilex paraguariensis (yerba mate) is the source of this 1268-nucleotide messenger RNA. The record is from the annotation of a GenBank genome assembly. NCBI's taxonomy places the organism in Eukaryota, Viridiplantae, Streptophyta, Magnoliopsida, Aquifoliales, Aquifoliaceae.